Molecule: messenger RNA, 1545 nt
Organism: Penicillium digitatum Pd1
Lineage: Eukaryota; Fungi; Ascomycota; Eurotiomycetes; Eurotiales; Aspergillaceae
Product: glutathione synthase
Biological process (GO): glutathione biosynthetic process
Cellular component (GO): cytosol
Molecular function (GO): glutathione synthase activity; ATP binding; glutathione binding
Source: RefSeq, a predicted model, not a curated record
AUGGCAGAAUCAAUUUAUAACAACUAUCCGCCAGACUUGUCGCCAGCUCAACAAAAGUUUCUUGUCACAUCUGUGAAAGACUGGGCUAUCCAAAACGGUCUUGCUGUUCGACCAUCCCCAGCAAUCAUCCCAACUGGGGUAGAUUCGAAUGGGGUGCUGGCUACAAAUGCGCCAGUGACGUUGUUCCCCAGUCCAUUUCCCAGAGUUUGCUUCGAGGAAGCGACUGCUCUCCAAGAGAUCUACAACGAACUUUAUGCUAUGAUUACAUGCAAUGAAGAAUGGCUAGGAAAUAUCGUGGAAGGGCUUAUUGAAGUUGAUGACUUUGUCUCGAAUUUGUGGAAGGUUCAUCUGGACGUGCGAAAAGAGGGAUAUGUUCAGAACCUGUCAUUGGGCCUCUUCCGGUCCGAUUAUAUGGCCCAUAUUCUGCCUACGGGCGCUCCGGCUCUAAAGCAGGUUGAGUUCAACACGAUCUCGUCAUCUUUUGGAGGUCUUUCAGCUCUUGUGCGAAAAAUGCAUACCGAGCUUCUGGCCUCGCCGCCGGGUUCAUCAAUCAAUUAUCCGGCCCAUCCCCUGCUACAAUCCGAAACUCCAGCAGAGAACAACGCAGUGGAAACGCUCUCAGCAGGUUUGGCAGCAGCUCAUGAGGCCUAUGGAGUGUCCAAGUCCACCCCGGCCCUUCCUCUUUGUAUUCUCUUCAUAGUCCAGGAGACGGAAAGGAACGUUUUUGAUCAGCAUGCACUCUCGACACAGCUCAAGACAGUUCACAACAUCCCAGUGUUCCGUGUGGCUAGCGUCGAUGUCUUGGAUCAGACAUCCAUUCCCAGCUCGAGCUCCUCGCGGCCGUUGUUGUACCAGCCGCCUCACUCUCCCAACUCAACAUUCGAGGUAACAACUGUUUAUCUUCGAGCCUACUAUUCACCAGACGAAUACAAAUCUAGCCGUGACUGGCUGGCCCGAACUCACUUGGAGCGCUCUGCGGCGAUCAAGUGUCCUACAGUGCUCAAUCAGCUGUCUGGCUGCAAGAAAGUCCAGCAGGUCUUAGCAGAGCCGACAGGACCAGAUCAUCUCUCAAGCUUCUUAAAGGGUAUUGAAACUACCCUUGUUGAAAGAGUCCGAGAUACCUUCGCCCCGCAAUAUGACCUGUCUGUCAACAGUCAAGGCCGCGAUCUAGCCCUAAAUCCAGAGACAGCUCUGAACCAUGUUCUCAAGCCACAGCGUGAGGGGGGUGGCAACAAUGUCUACAAAUCCGACAUCCCAGACUUUUUGCACUCCAUUCCAGAAUCUGACUGGAGAGGCUGGGUGCUUAUGGAACUCAUCAACCCUGCAGCCAAUGCCCAGAAUGUUGCCUUGCGAAAUGAUGGUGAGGUCAUUCGGGGAGAUGUCAUCUCUGAGCUUGGUGUCUAUGGUACGAUUCUUUGGGAGAACACAGGGAAAAUUUUACACAAUGAACAAGGCGGGUAUCUAUUGAGGACUAAAGGGAAAGAGGUGAAUGAAGGUGGUGUAGCCGCAGGAUUCUCCAGCUUGGACAGUGCCCUUUUGUUUUAG